Molecule: messenger RNA, 2444 nt
Organism: Lytechinus variegatus (green sea urchin)
Lineage: Eukaryota; Metazoa; Echinodermata; Echinoidea; Temnopleuroida; Toxopneustidae
Product: transient receptor potential cation channel subfamily A member 1 homolog
Exons: 17
Coding region: 228-2429 (733 amino acids)
Biological process (GO): transmembrane transport; monoatomic ion transport
Cellular component (GO): membrane
Molecular function (GO): monoatomic ion channel activity; protein binding
Source: RefSeq, a predicted model, not a curated record
CUAGUGAUCGAUGGGUUCUCAUGUGAGGAAAACCUCAACAAACAAGUCAAAGAAAGCCGUAAUUAUUUCCAGUAGCUCGUGUUCAUUUUCCGUGUUGUCAUUCGUCGUGUCUAUGUGCGGUAUAAUCAUAUGAGUAUUACAUACAUCGAUCGUGCUAACAACUGAAGCCAUAUACAUGGGCAGUGUCACAUGCGUACUGAAGGUUUGACGUUGAUGUUCAAGUAAGAAUGGAAAUGAAGCAAACUGCUGCAACAAGCGACACAGAUCGGGAGAAUGCGACGACUAACCGCAUCUUUACUGCAGCAAAAUCUGGCAAUUUGGAUGAAUUGCGAGACCAUUUGGACGCGGAUUCCAGUAGGAUUAACGCUACAAACAGCAAUGGAUUGUCACCGCUCUAUUUAGCCGUGAAAGGGGGCAGUCUGUCAUGUGUUAAACUUCUCGUCUCGAAAAACGCAGAUGUGAAUAUGAUGGCUAGAUCAAGCCUGGUUGUGACAGGACCGUCGGAGGAUGCGUGGACGUUAGCUUACUCUGAGUGUGCAUUAUCACCAUUCCUUCUUGCCUGUCGACUCGGCCACCAGUCUGUAGUCGAGUUCCUGUUCUACAACGGUGCUGAUCUACGCCAGACCAGUGCCGAUGAUGAUCGCAAUUGCUUAUCCUUGGCCAUCAUGUAUAACCGGGAGGAUACUUCGAAGUUUUUGGUGACGCAUACCGAUUUCGAUACACUCUUGGUCCUUAUGAAGACGAAGUCACAUGACCUCACUUUGGGCCUGGGACGUCGAGCAUUCAAAACGUCUACGCCUAUGAGACAGCUGAUACAAUACAUGCCUGAUGUAGCUGAGAUCGUAAUGGAUAGAUGCAUCACAUUAAAUGAAAAUGGCGAUGAAGUCAAGUGCUACCUGGAACUUCUCGAUGAUUACUUUUCUCCUUGGGCACAGCAGAACAAAUAUACCAAUGAUGUCUUUGAUGACGAUGGAAACUUACUAGUGAAUGCUCAACCAAAUCGUACUCACAUAGAAAAUGACAAUACUGAUGUCUUUGACGACGACGGAAAGCUAUGCGUGGACAUUGAACAGAAUCAUACUAAAAUAAGAAAUGGUAAUCACCCCUUGGCCCUUAUGCAAGAACAGGUGCGCCACGUCCAUCUUCUGACCCAUCCUCUCUCAAUCAAGCUCAUCGAACACAAAUGGCGAGUCUUUGGAUUCGCAUUGAAUUUGGUCUCUCUCCUUGUGUAUCUCAUCUUUCUAAUUUUUCUCACUGGAUACGUGUUGGUGAAUCCUCCUUCUUUCUACUUCACGUUCUACAAUGACACCCACGUCGAUUGGGUCUACGAUCCGAGCAAGCUGUUACCUGAUGAAACGUAUUCUGAUGCUGCAAAGUAUUUCUUUGGGAGUAACAGUGCUGGAUUCCUGUUGACGUUGGUUGUCCUCAAUGUUAUCAAAGAGGUAUUUCAGUUGUACAGCCAAGGACAGAGUUACUUUAAUUACCAAAGUCUUUUAGAGUGGUCUAUCUACGUGUUGACAUUCUGUCUCGUAAUACCAGUCAGUGAAGCCCGAUACGAAGAAUAUGUGUUAAGACAGAAAUGGCAAUGGCAGUGUGGUGCAUUGGCUAUCUUUCUGGCAUGGAUCAACCUCACCCUCUACGUUCGACAAACAUCAAGCCUCGGUAUCUACGUCAUCAUGUUUGAAGAUGUCCUUCUCAGUACUGUUCAAUUUCUUGCCGUCAUCUUGCUCUUCAUCGUGGCAUUCGCUUUAGCCUUCAACACCUUACUUUUAAAUCAGACUGAUUUCCAUUCCUUCGGGGAUGCCUUUCUUCGAACGUUUGCCAUGACGACAGGAGAGCUGGACUUUAGUCGGAUGUUUCACUCUCAGAACUACCUUGGGACUAAGAACGAGAGCCCAGUGGAAGACUACAUUCUGACUGCUGUCUUCUCAGACAUCAUUACCAGCAUCACCUUUGUCGUCUUUGUCAUCACGAUGCCCAUCAUUGCCAUGAACUUGUUGGUUGGUGUGGCCGUUGAGGACAUUCAUCGCAUUAGACAGAAGGCAACAUUCUAUUACAUGAAGUUAAAGGUGGAUCGUGUGAUAUCAGGAGAGAAUAUGGCUUUUGGUACCCCACUACGUAAAUACGUCAUAAGAUGGCUUCCUAUGAUCACGGUCCAGUCAAUGAACAUGCGACUUUCACGUCAAUCCAGAGCAGCAAGGUUUCGAUCUUGGUUUACUUCUGUCUUUGAUUUUGAAAAGCUUCGAGAAAGCGUUCGAGAGGUCUGUUUGAAGAACCAGGAGAGAAAAGAACUUCGCGCAAAGAGUUCAUCUAGCAGUCAGGGUGACCAGACCGAUGGUGGAACUGACCAAACUGUACUUCAAAAGCUACGUCAAAUGCGAGACGAAAUCGAUGGAAUGAUAGGUCAGGUCGAACAUAGUUCUGCCUAAAUGUAUAGGCAAAGU